Torulaspora delbrueckii is the source of this 1647-nucleotide messenger RNA. RefSeq names its product tRNA adenylyltransferase (gene CCA1). Gene Ontology annotation, molecular function: ATP:3'-cytidine-cytidine-tRNA adenylyltransferase activity; RNA binding. The transcript has a single exon. The record is from RefSeq and is a predicted model, not a curated record. Gene Ontology annotation, biological process: tRNA 3'-terminal CCA addition. Bases 1 to 1647 code for a protein of 548 amino acids. Lineage: Eukaryota; Fungi; Ascomycota; Saccharomycetes; Saccharomycetales; Saccharomycetaceae.
AUGCAGGUGAAGUGGCCGCUGUUGAAAAGAAAUUUAGGUAAAGUUAUGAGUAGAGUGACUGGUUGCAACGUUGGUAUGGGGCUUCCGCCUUUGAAGCUCGAUAAAGUCGAGCAGAAUAUCUGUCAACUGUUGAAUGACUUCACCCAGACGUACAAUGGCCGAAUUACAGGUAAUAGUGAGCCACUAGCACUGAGAAUUUCGGGAGGUUGGGUCCGUGACAAGAUUUUGGGUCGUGAUUCCCACGAUUUAGACAUCUCGAUCAACAUCAUGUCUGGAGAACAGUUUGCCCUGCAAUUGAGCCGGUUCGUAACUGAUAAUUUCAGUAAAUAUGGUAUUAAACCGCAUUCAAUCCAUAAGAUCGAUAUCAAUCCUGCAAAGUCCAAACAUUUGGAAACUGCUACGACCAAACUGUUCGGGGUCGAGGUUGAUUUUGUCAAUUUGAGAUCGGAAGAGUAUUCUAACCACUCCCGUAUACCUGUAACCAAGUUUGGCACCGCUGAGGAAGAUGCUUUGAGACGUGAUGCUACUUUGAAUGCUCUUUUCUACAACAUUCAGGAAAACAAAGUGGAAGAUUUUACGAAGAUGGGUUUACGAGAUUUGAAAAAUGGUAUUUUAAGAACUCCGCUACCUCCAAGACAAACCUUUCUUGAUGAUCCAUUACGUGUCUUGAGACUGAUUAGGUUUGCAUCAAGAUAUAGCUUUCGAAUUGAUGAUGAAGUCCUGAAUGAGAUGCGCGACCCCGAGAUCAAUGCUGCCUUCAGCACCAAAGUCUCUAAUGAGAGAAUAGGAACCGAAGUCGAGAAGAUUUUGGAUGGUUCUAACCCACUUCUCGGGUUGGCUUUGAUUCAAAAGACCAAAAUUGAAAAUAUUGUGUUUACUUGGCAUUACGAUGCAGAUCUCAUCGCCUUUAAUAAGCAGCAUUGCAAAGAUCUCCCAAGAAUUGACAGCAUCCUCAAUGAUGGGAUCUUGAAUACACACCUGUUUGAAGUGGUCAAUAAGUUUCAACAUUUUGUUGAAAAUAUACCUCACUUGACGAAAUGUCUAAAUGGAUCCCUAGAGUUCAGGAGAGCUUUUAUUCUAAGUGCAUGCUUAAGUCCAAUGGAAGGUUUGAAAAUUAUUUGGUCAGCAAAAAAGAAGAUGAACAAUACAAUGCCCGUGGUGGAAAGCAUUUUGAAAGAUGGACUAAAAACCGGAAAGAGCGAAGCUUGUCAAAUUGCAAGAGUCGUUGAUUCUCUCACAUCAUAUGACGAGAUGAUCACAUCCUUUUCACGACCAGGCCAACAGCCGCAAAGAUCUCAAAUUGGUACUUUCUUGAGGGAUUUGAAAGGUGAUUGGGAGAUCGCUCAUUUCACAUCACUCUUCAAUAAGGUCAUUAAGAUAACUGAACAAGAUCAGUUGAGUCAAUAUGCCAAAAACUAUGCAUCAUUUCAUGAUUAUGUGUACGGAGAACAACUCGAAAGAUGUCAUGAUUUGAGACCUCUAAUAAAUGGUAAGGAAAUGGUCAAAUUGUUGAACAUGAAGGGCGGUCCAUGGUUGGGUAAAAUAAAUGAUAGAGCUAUCCUAUGGCAAUUAGACAAUCCACAAGGCACCCGUGAAGCAUUACUUGAGCAUUUAAAGGCUAUUCUACCUGAAUAUGUAUCAAAUUAA